Molecule: messenger RNA, 1239 nt
Organism: Rhinocladiella mackenziei CBS 650.93
Lineage: Eukaryota; Fungi; Ascomycota; Eurotiomycetes; Chaetothyriales; Herpotrichiellaceae
Exons: 2
Coding region: 1-1239 (412 amino acids)
Molecular function (GO): protein binding
Source: RefSeq, a predicted model, not a curated record
AUGUUGGCCACGCUUUCUCAAUCCAUUCUGCUUGUUGCAUCCUUCAGCCUCGCCGCUUUCGCAGCCCCGGCGGCUCAUCGAGGAAAGCCCUCAGGCCCUCCCGGCCAUACGACAGGUCCAAAAGCAAUCUAUUUCAUCGCCAAUGAUCCGGUCAACUCGGUGGUUGCGCUACCCGUUGCCUCGGACGGGACUUUGUCGAUGGGCACCCUCACACCGACUGAGGGCACAGGAUCCAACAGCAUCAACGGAGAUACAAACGAACCAGCAGCUCCUGAUGCAUUGAUUUCACAGUCAUCUUUGACUAUUGCGGGCAAUAACAUGUUCGCUGUCAACGCCGGAAGCAACACUCUGACAAUGUUGUCAAUCGACCCUCGAGAUCCUACCAAGUUAACAGUGGUGGGCGACCCAGUUGCAAUCCCAGGAGAAUUUCCCAAUACCGUCGCAGCAUCGGCCAAGAAUCGGCUUGCCUGUGUCGCUACCACAGGAACUCUGAAUGGAGUAUCAUGUUCGAGCUUUUCGAACACAGGCCUCGGAACCAUGGACGCCUUACGUUCCUUUGGCCUCGACCAGGUCACUCCGCCAGUUGGACCUACCAACACCGUUUCUCAAGUUUUCUUCUCUGAAGAUGAAUCGAGCCUAUUUGCAACAGUGAAGGGAGAUCCCGCAGUAAACCUCACUGGCUUCUUCUCGGUGUUUCCUGUGGAAAGUCAAGGCUGCAAAGAGACCGCCAGUCUGGCUACCGAAGAUAUCCGCAGCUCUCCCUCGGGCACCGCCGUGCUAUUCGGUUCGAAACCAAUCCCAGGGACAUCAUCGGUAUUCGUCACGGACGCAUCCUUUGGCGGCGCGGUCCUCUCCGUCGACCCAACGACCAACAUGGCGAGCCUGGUGGCAAAGCAAGGAAUCGAUGGUCAAUCAGCGACGUGCUGGGUCACCAUCUCCGAUGUCACGGGCAGCGCAUUCGUGACUGAUGUCGGGGUGAACAGAGUCGUGGAAAUGAGUCUGACGGACGCGAGCAUCAUUUCUAUGCUUGAUUUGUCAGCGAACGGCGAUCCCGGACUUAUCGAUCUCGUUGCUAAAGGAAACUUCGUGUAUGCCUUGUCCCCAGGCAACGGCACCACCCCUGCUGCCGUCACGGUGCUGGAUGUCUCCGGUGGUCAAGGGUCUGCGAAAGUGACUCAACAUUUUACUCUUGAUGGGAUGGGAGUCGGUAAGAAUGCGCAAGGAAUGGCGUCUAUUUGA